AUGGCAAGCUCUGCUGCUAGCAACUAUGUUGUUACCGCGUCUUCAGCUGAUGACAACUCUACUGUUAAAGCAACUUUGCUCUCUGCUAUCAGCGAACUCUGUUGUUUGAGCAACUCUACUGCCAGCGAACUCUACUGUUUGAGUAACUAUUCUGCCAGCGAGUCUUCAGUUUAUGACAGCUCUACUGUUAGCGAGUCUCCAGUUGAUAGCAUCUCUACUGUUAGCGAGUCCUUGAAUUUACCAGCAUUAGAACCUUCAUCCACCUACGUUUUACUGCUGCUCUUCUUAAUCAGCUUGAUCAUCAGUGUAAUAAUUCCAUAUGUUUGUAGAAGCUUCAAAUGUUGGCAUACUACAGAUCCAAUCCCGAUAUGCUGGCCAGUGGUCCGGAUGCUCCCGGCUCUUUUUCACAACUCCCACCGCCUCCACGAAUUUGCCACCGACGUCCUAAUACUCACCGGCGGCACUUUCAACAUAGGAGGGUGCUUGAAGGAUCUAAGCAGUCGAGAAUUGGGAGAGCUCGUGUAUCUUCAUGGAGCUUUAUGUGAGACCCUGAGGUUGUUCCCAUCUGUUGCUUUUGAACAUAAAUCGCCGCUACAGCCCGAUGUGCUGCCAAGCGGCGAAAGAGUGAUGCCGAAUACGAAGAUUGUGUUGUCUUUUUACUCGAUGGGGAGGAUGGAGAGUAUAUGGGGGAAGGACUUCAUGGAAUUCAAGCCGGAGAGAUGGAUCUCCGACAGUAAUAGGAACAGGAAUCUGCAUGUGCCGUCUUUCAAGUUUCCGGCGUUUAAUGCUGGCCCUAGGACAUGUUUGGGGAAGGAAAUGGCUUUUACACAGAUGAAGAUUGUGGCUUCUGUCAUAUUGCUUCGAUAUGAGAUUCAAGUUAUGGAAGAUCAUCCUGUAAUGCCGGCCUCUUCCAUUAUACUUCAUAUGAAGCAUGGCUUGAAGGUCAGGAUCACCCCAAGGGAUUGACCUCAUGUCGAUUGAAAUUAAUGAUUAGAUAAGAAUUAAGAAUACCAAACUUACUUUGGUUAAUCUUAAUGGACUGUUCUAUUUUAGUA
Messenger RNA from Impatiens glandulifera, 1055 nucleotides. Its product is annotated as cytochrome P450 86A2-like. Bases 1 to 966 code for a protein of 321 amino acids. NCBI's taxonomy places the organism in Eukaryota, Viridiplantae, Streptophyta, Magnoliopsida, Ericales, Balsaminaceae. Gene Ontology annotation, molecular function: monooxygenase activity; iron ion binding; oxidoreductase activity, acting on paired donors, with incorporation or reduction of molecular oxygen. The transcript has 3 exons. The record is from RefSeq and is a predicted model, not a curated record.